Molecule: messenger RNA, 1104 nt
Organism: Kalmanozyma brasiliensis GHG001
Lineage: Eukaryota; Fungi; Basidiomycota; Ustilaginomycetes; Ustilaginales
Product: Cell division protein GTP binding
Exons: 2
Coding region: 1-1104 (367 amino acids)
Biological process (GO): cytoskeleton-dependent cytokinesis
Cellular component (GO): microtubule cytoskeleton; septin ring; cell division site
Molecular function (GO): molecular adaptor activity; GTPase activity; GTP binding
Source: RefSeq, a predicted model, not a curated record
AUGUCGUCCGUUAUCAACUCGAGCAUGGCUUCGCGCCGUCGCGCGGCCAAGAAGGGUGUCUCUUUCUGUCUCAUGGUCGUAGGCGCCUCGGGUACAGGCAAGACCACCUUCGUCAACACUCUCUGCGAGUCAGAGGUGAUUGGUCACAAGAUCAGCGACAACCCUGAGACAGCCCACAUUGAAGAAGGCAUUCGCAUCAAGCCCGUCAAUGUCGAGCUCGAAGAGGAUGGCAUGCGCAUCGGUCUCACUAUCGUCGACACACCUGGCUUCGGCGACAACAUCGACAACGAAUAUGCCUUCUCGGAGAUUGUCGGCUUCCUCGAGCGACAAUACGAUGACAUUCUCGCAGAGGAGUCGCGAAUCAAGCGUAACCCACGUUUCCGCGACAACCGUGUCCAUGCCCUUCUCUACUUCAUCACACCCACCGGCCACUCGUUGCGCGAGGUCGACAUUGAGCUCAUGCGCCGACUGUCUCCUCGUGUCAACGUCAUCCCUGUCAUCGGCAAGGCAGACUCGAUGACUCUCACUGAGAAGCAAGAGUUCAAGAAGCGCAUCAUGGAGGACAUCGAGCACUACGGCAUUCCCGUGUACAACUUCCCGUACGAUGUCGAGGAGGACGACGAGGAGACCAUUGCAGACAACUCGGAGCUGCGUGGUCUCAUGCCUUUCGCCAUUGUCGGCUCGGAGGAGGAUGUCAUUGUCAACGGCGAGCCGGUUCGCGCACGCAAGUACCCUUGGGGUAUCGUCGAGGUGGACAACCCGCAGCACUCCGACUUUGCACGCCUUCGAUCCGCCCUGCUCAACACACAUCUCACCGAUCUCAAGGAGAUCACCCACGACUUUCUCUACGAGAACUACCGUACCGAGAAGCUCUCGAGAACCGUGCACAGCGACUACGCCGACACUUCCAUUCCAGGCGAAGAGCUUGCCAACCAGUCGGUCAGGCUCAAGGAGGAACAGCUUAAGCGCGAAGAGGACAAGCUCAAGGAGAUCGAGCUCAGAGUGCAGAGGGAGAUCCAGGAGAAGAGGCAAGAGCUCUUGGCGAAGGAGGAGAGCCUCAGGAACCUCGAGACACGACUCCAGGCUCAGAACCUCAACGAGUAG